Hipposideros armiger (great roundleaf bat) is the source of this 1159-nucleotide messenger RNA. It is a transcript of the gene MRPL13, whose product is annotated as mitochondrial ribosomal protein L13. Gene Ontology annotation, biological process: negative regulation of translation; translation. Gene Ontology annotation, molecular function: structural constituent of ribosome; mRNA binding. Bases 271 to 903 code for a protein of 210 amino acids. Gene Ontology annotation, cellular component: ribosome; mitochondrial large ribosomal subunit. Lineage: Eukaryota; Metazoa; Chordata; Mammalia; Chiroptera; Hipposideridae. The record is from RefSeq and is a predicted model, not a curated record. The transcript has 8 exons.
GUGUCCUCCGCUGGUUUUCCGCAGCUUUUCUAGCAACAGGGUGAACUUGGGGAGUUAUUCUCUCAAUAGCUGCAUUAUUUCCUUCUUCAAGACGAAAUCGCGCCCGUGGGGGAGAUUGUUUGGGGUCCCAGGAAAAGCGAAGAGGCAGACAAGUGCUGGCCGGCCUAGGAACUGUCAUGCUUGGUUGUAUGCGUUUCCCGCCGGGCCAGUGAUGCUGCGGACUGGACUGAGAUACCGGAGAAAGGAGGACGGUCCUGCUAGUGGAGAAACAUGUCGAGUUUCUCGAGAGCGCCUCAGGUUUUUGUUUCAACCACUGGAAUGGUGUGCUGUCAUCCGAGAUGGGGAAAACUGCGAUUGAAGCAGGAUUCGAGUGGAAGAGCCUUUCAGUUUUGUCAAUGGGCCACUUUUGCUCGAGUUUGGUAUCUUUUAGACGGGAAAAUGCAGCCCCCCGGCAAACUUGCUGCUAUGGCAUCAGUCAGACUUCAAGGAUUGCAUAAACCUGUGUACCAUCAACUGAGUGACUGCGGUGACCAUGUUGUCAUAGUGAACACAAGGCACAUUGCAUUUUCUGGAAACAAAUGGGAACAAAAAGUAUACUCAUCACAUACUGGUUACCCAGGUGGAUUUAGACAAGUAACAGCUGCUCAACUUCACCAGAAGGAUCCAGUGGCAAUUGUAAAACUAGCCACUUAUGGCAUGCUGCCAAAAAACCUUCACAGAAGAACUAUGAUGCAGAGGUUACAUCUUUUCCCAGAUGAGGAUAUACCAGAAGAUAUUCUUAAGAAUUUAGUGGAAGAGCUUCCUCAGCCACGAAAAGUACCCCGGCGUCUAGAUGAGUACACACAAGAGGAAGUGGAGGCUUUCCCAAGAUUGUGGUCUCCACCUGAAGAUUACCGGCUAUAGAAGAAUGAAAAUUGCAGAAAACAACGAGGUGAUUGAAACGUCUUCCUGAUAAAUCUCUCCUAACCUCCAGGACUGAGCGAUGCCGCCACUGCAUUUUGACAGGAAACUUGUUAUGGGCGCUGAAAAUGUGUGGCGAGAGGUCAGGAAGGGACCUUCCUUCGACAGGACAUUGCAAUAAAAUACACUGCUUUAUUAUGUAAUCUGAUUUGAAUGUUACAAAUAGUGAUAAGAAUAAAAUUUCUUACUUGGUUAACUA